Ceraceosorus guamensis is the source of this 302-nucleotide messenger RNA. RefSeq lists its product as hypothetical. Bases 1 to 276 code for a protein of 91 amino acids. Lineage: Eukaryota; Fungi; Basidiomycota; Exobasidiomycetes; Ceraceosorales; Ceraceosoraceae. The record is from RefSeq and is a predicted model, not a curated record. The transcript is spliced from 3 exons.
AUGGUCAAGCCAACUACUCCGACCAAACGCAAAGCUUGCAAGAGCGAUCCGGAGGGCAGCUCCGAGCAGUCGGCUGCUCCCGAUACACCCUCCAAGAAGGCCAAGAAAGAUUGGACGGCCGAGGAAGAAGCGGCUCUGAUGAAGGCCGUCUUUGACUUGGCAUUGGACAGCAUUCCUCACCUGCACAGCGCUAGCGGAUUGCGCGAGACCAGGACCAAUCCAUCCAUCAAUACCAAGCCUCGAACGCUUCGUGCAAAGUACGAGAAGCGCAACUGAUGAGCCAUGCAGCGAUCGAAGCUGAC